AUGGCAUCUUUGCAGUGCACAGUGCUGAUGUUUCAUGACUACAAGAAGAUGGAAGUUGAAGCCUGUUCUGAUAAGGUCGUAGAUGACAGCUGCAUAGCAGAGUCCCAGAAGUUAGUCUAUGCAAUAAAUGCUUUUGAAGGACACAUCCAAAAGCAAAUUUCCCAACAAAUUCACAUGGUACACAAGCCAGAUGAGGAUACAGACAUGUAUAAUACUCCUUACACAUACAACGCAGGUCUGUACAACUCACCCUACAGUGCUCAGUCACACCCUGCUGCGAAGACCCAGACCUACAGACCCCUUUCCAAAAGCCACUCAGACAAUGGCACAGAUGCUUUUAAGGAGGCGCCCUCCUGGAGCCUCCCCCAUGUCCCGCCACGACCAAGAGAUCAGUCCUCAACAGAAAAGCAUGACUGGGACCCUCCAGACAGAAAGGUAGACACCAGAAAAUUUCGAUCCGAGCCAAGGAGUAUUUUUGAAUAUGAGCCGGGGAAGUCAUCCAUUCUGCAGCAUGAAAGACCCCCCCCUCUCCCAACAACUCCAACACCUGUUCCCAAGGAACCCAGUCGGAAGCCUGUCUCAGUGUCACCCUCAACAGAUGGCCUGCGUAGCCCUUCCCCUCCACCCCGGAGCUGUGUCCCCACAGCACCCCGUCAGAGUCCGAGUGCCCCAGCUCUCUCUCCCACCCGGACUGGUCGCAUAAAUCCAGAUGACAUAGAUUUAGAAAAUGAGCCCUGGUAUAAAUUCUUUUCAGAACUGGAAUUUGGACGUCCGCCUCCUAAAAAGGCUCUGGACUAUGUUCGAGAUCCUUCUUCCGGUGUUUCCAAUGAGGCCUCCAUCUAUCAGUCCACUAUUGACAGAAGCCUGGAAAGACCCAGUAGUUCUGCAAGCAUGGCUGGUGACUUUAGGAAACGGAGGAAGAGUGAACCUGCAGUGGGCCCACCCAGAGGCUUGGGUGAUCAGAGUAUGAACAGGACCAGCCCGGGGCGAGCAGACCUCCAAGGAUCAAGUUCCACAUUGACGAAGUCUUUCAUUAGCUCUUCUCCUUCCUCUCCAUCAAGAGCCCAAGGUGGGGAUGAUAGCAAAAUGUGCCCAACCCUUUGUAGUUACUCGGGGCUCAAUGGCACCCCCUCUAGUGAGUUAGAAUACUGUAGCGCCUAUAGACAGCAUUUGGAUGUCCGGGACUCUCAAAGGGCCAUCACCUUCAAGAAUGGAUGGCAAAUGGCCCGGCAAAAUGCGGAGAUCUGGAGCAGCACUGAAGAGACUGUGUCCCCAAAAAUCAAAUCACGUAGCUGUGAUGACCUCCUGAAUGAUGAUUGCGACAGCUUCCCAGACCCUAAAGCCAAGUCAGAAAGUAUGGGUUCUCUGUUAUGUGAAGAAGACUCCAAAGAGGGCUGCCCCAUGAUGUGGACUUCCCCCUACAUCCAGGAAGUGUGUGGUAACAGCAGAUCUAGAAUCAAACACAGGUCAGCCCAUAAUGCCCCAGGCUUCCUCAAAAUGUACAAGAAAAUGCAUCGCAUCAACCGCAAGGAUUUGAUGAAUUCAGAGGUAAUUUGCUCUGUGAAGUCCAGGAUACUGCAGUAUGAAAAGGAACAGCAGCACAGGGGUCUGCUCCACGGAUGGAGCCAGUCUUCCACCGAGGAGGUGCCCAGGGACAUGGUGCCCACCCGCAUUUCAGAAUUUGAAAAGCUGAUACAGAAGUCCAAGUCCAUGCCCAAUCUAGGGGAUGAGAUGUUGUCUCCUGUAACCCUAGAACCCCAACAAAAUGGUCUGUGUCCUAAGAGGCGGUUUUCUAUUGAGUCUCUGCUAGAGGAAGAAACUCAGGGUAGACAACCUUCUCAGGGUCAGCGAAGCUGCAAAUCUAAAACCCUGGUGCCCAUCCACAUCGAAGUCACAAGCGAUGAGCAUCCCAGAACACACAUAGAGUUUUCCGACAGUGACCAAGAUGGAGUUGUGUCUGACCACAGCGACUAUGUUCAUGUAGAAGGGUCAUCCUUUUGCAGUGAAAGUGAUUUUGAUCAUUUUUCAUUCACAUCCUCUGAAAGCUUCUAUGGCUCCAGCCACCACCACCACCACCAUCAUCGGCACCUCAUCAGUUCCUGCAAAGGCCGAUGCCCAGCCUCUUACACUCGAUUUACCACCAUGUUAAAACAUGAAAGAGCUAAACAUGAAAACAUUGACCAACCCAGAAGGCAAGAAAUGGACCCCAGCCUAUCUAAACUUGCAUUUCUAGUCAGCCCUGUGCCUUUCCGGAGGAAAAAGAAUGUGACUCCCAAAAAACAGACUGAACAGGCCAAAUGCAAAGCCUCUGUAGUUGAGGCUCUGGACUCUGCCCUCAAAGACAUCUGCGACCAAAUAAAGGCUGAAAAAAGGAGGGGAAGCCUACCAGACAACAGUAUAUUGCAUAGGCUUAUCAGUGAACUGUUGCCAGAGAUCCCUGAAAGGAAUUCAUCCCUUAAUGCUCUGAGAAGGAGCCCCAUGCACCAGCCUUUCCACCCACUGCCUCAAGAUGGUGCUAUUCAUUGUCCACUCUACCAAAAUGAUUGUGGGAGGAUGCCUCACAGUGCCUCCUUCCCAGAUGUGGACACAGCCAACAGCAGCUACCAUGCACAGGACUAUGGUAGUGCACUGAGUCUCCAAGACCACGAGUCACCUAGAAGUCAUUCAUCUACUUUGACUGACUUGGGAAGAAGUGUAUCACGGGAACGAAGAGGAACUCCAGAAAAAGAGAAAUUGCCUGCAAAAGCUGUCUAUGAUUUCAAAGCUCAGACAUCUAAGGAGCUAUCAUUUAAGAAAGGAGAUACUGUCUACAUCCUCAGGAAAAUCGACCAGAACUGGUAUGAGGGGGAGCACUACGGAAGAGUAGGCAUCUUUCCAAUCUCGUAUGUGGAGAAACUAACACCUCCAGAGAAAGCGCAGCCUGCCAGACCACCACCCCCAGUCCAGCCUGGAGAGAUUGGCGAAGCCAUAGCCAAAUACAACUUCAAUGCAGACACAAACGUGGAACUCUCCCUGCGAAAGGGCGACAGGAUUAUUCUUCUUAAAAGAGUUGAUCAAAACUGGUAUGAAGGUAAAAUCCCCGGAAGCAACAGGCAAGGCAUCUUCCCUGUCUCCUAUGUAGAAGUCAUCAAGAAGAACACAAAAGGUGCUGAUGAUUACCCUGACCCUCCUAUACCCCACAGCUACUCUAGUGAUAGAAUUCACAGCCUAAGUUCCAAUAAGCCUCAUCGCACAGUGUUCACCCAUGACAACAUUCAAGGUGGGGGGGAACCGUUUCAGGCUCUGUAUAACUAUACUCCUAGGAAUGAAGAUGAGCUGGAACUCAGAGAAAGUGACGUCGUUGAUGUGAUGGAGAAGUGUGAUGAUGGAUGGUUCGUGGGAACCUCAAGAAGAACCAAAUUCUUUGGUACCUUUCCCGGAAACUAUGUCAAGAGGCUGUGAAUCACCUUCCUCCUUAUUUACUCCACAUUUCAACAACACAUAUGCAGAACUCAUCUGAAACAUCCCAGCAGGCCUGUCGCUGUCAUGCCUUACGGUUUCCAAUAGGCCAUUGCCAUCUCCACCUGCUGCCACCAGAUCACCAGCAGCGACUACCGCUGGGAGCUUCAGGGAAAUGUGGCAAACUUAUACUCGCAUAAAUGCAGUUUCCUUCUUUGAAAUGUUGUGGCAUAGAAUCAGAAUGAAAGUUGUCAUAAUUUUAAAAAGUGGAAUAGUUAAAGCAGAAGGAAAGAAAGAAAGAUAGGAAGGGAGGGAGGAAGGAAGGAAGGAAGGAAGGAAGGAAAGAAGGAAGGAAGGAAAGAAGGAAGGAAGGAAGGGAGAAAAAGAAAGACUCUCCAGGAAGCUUUCUGGUCUCAAGGCUGUAUUCCCACCUCUCUGGAAGGUGUUCUGUCCUCAGGAAGCCAGAAGACUGUUUUCUGAAAUGCUAUGAUUUGCAUUUUCACCCUCAGCUUGGCAGUAUAUUUCCCUUUCACGAGUUUGCCUAGUGCCCUGGUUUACACUAUAUGACAACUAUACUUCAGCUGUUAUUUGCCUGCACUUCUCAUAUAUUGUUUUAUGCACAGUGAUCAUAAAAUCUAGAGUGAAUAGAAAAGUUAAUUGGGAUGGGUGUGAUUUUUGUUAAUUGCAUUAAGUUUUCACAUAGGAGGUUUUUCCUGUUCAUUUUUUGUGUGUACUUAUUAAAAGUGCAAACAGUGAGUGAUUAAGAUCCCUUGGUCACUACCAUGACUAUCAUGAAGUUUUAGCCACACUGCAGGACAAAUCGUGUUGUAAAUUUGCAUUGCUGUUUUAUAUUAAAAUAUAAUCAUCAGCAUCA
Molecule: messenger RNA, 4312 nt
Organism: Phodopus roborovskii (desert hamster)
Lineage: Eukaryota; Metazoa; Chordata; Mammalia; Rodentia; Cricetidae
Product: sorbin and SH3 domain-containing protein 2-like
Biological process (GO): Notch signaling pathway
Cellular component (GO): dendrite; synapse; plasma membrane
Molecular function (GO): protein binding
Source: RefSeq, a predicted model, not a curated record